CUUUUUUUGUUGCGAGAGAUUUGUGUUUUGGUGUAUUUGAUUAAAAAUCUCAUCUUCCGUUAUUGUUCUUUACACUUUUUUUGCACAAAAUCUUCAAACUCACAACGUUUCAACGUAUUGUUUAACUAGGUACCCUGUUAUCAAAAGGAAGGCAAACUAAACAAGGCAAUCAUGGCUCACUACAAAGGUGCUGCUUCAGAAGCUGGCAGAGCCAUGCACCUGAUGAAGAAACGGGAGAAAGCGCAACAGGAAAUAGAACUGCGCAAGAAGAAAAUUGAGGAAGAUUUGAAAAUAGAUAACAUUGAAAACAAGUUUGCAACGCACUACGAUGCCGUAGAGCAGCAACUAAAGAGUUCCACGAUAGGUCUGGUAACUCUCGAUGAGAUGAAAGCGAAACAGGAGCACAUAGUUCGCGAAAGAGAGAAAAAGCUGGCUCAGAAAAAGGCUGAAAAAGAAAAGGAGAGACAGAAGGAAAUUGAAGCGAAACAGGCACAAAAAAAUAAACAAAAAAGACAGAUCCAGGCAUUGUCCUUUGAUUUAAAUGAAGAAGAGGAGGAAGAUAGUUUGUCUGAUGAUGACACAAAAAAACCUGAAACUAGUUGGAAAGAGAAGGAACCAGUAAUAAAAAAAAUUAAGAAAAAUCCCGAUGUUGAUACCUCGUUUUUGCCUGACCGCGAGAGAGAGGAGGCAGACUUGAAGUUACGUGAAGAACUCCGACUGGAAUGGGUGAUGACACAAGCCAGCCUCAAAGAUGAGCCUAUCACGGUCACAUUCAGCUACUGGGAUGGCUCUGGGCACAGAAGGAAUGUCACUUUAAAGAAAGGUAACUCCAUCUACCAAUUUCUCCAAAGAUGUUUGGAUACACUGAGGCCUGAGUUCAGUGAACUGAAAACAGUUUCAGCUGACCAACUUAUGUAUGUUAAAGAAGAUCUUAUACUGCCUCAUCAUUAUACAUUCUAUGACUUUAUUGUUACCAAGGCCAGAGGGAAAAGUGGUCCUCUAUUCCAAUUUGAUGCCACAGAUGAUGUCAGAUUAGUAAAUGAUGCUACACAGGAGAAACAGGAUUCACAUGCUGGAAAAGUACUCCUUAGGUCAUGGUAUGAAAGAAAUAAACACAUUUUUCCUGCCUCCAGAUGGGAACCAUAUGACCCCACUAAAACAUACUCAAAGUACACCAUUAAAGGAAAGUAAUUUUAGCAUAAUUAUGUACAAUAAAUAUAGAUUACUUUUAUAAAGCAAUCUUGUUCACUUUAUAGGCCUGUUAGAGCAAUAAAUAAGUAUAUUUAUGACAUA
Ostrinia furnacalis (Asian corn borer) is the source of this 1293-nucleotide messenger RNA. Its product is annotated as protein FAM50 homolog. Gene Ontology annotation, biological process: chromatin organization. Gene Ontology annotation, cellular component: nucleus. Bases 172 to 1191 code for a protein of 339 amino acids. The transcript has 6 exons. Lineage: Eukaryota; Metazoa; Arthropoda; Insecta; Lepidoptera; Crambidae. The record is from RefSeq and is a predicted model, not a curated record.